AGAGACAGUGAUGCUGCAGCAGUGAAGAGACGCAGACUGACCUGGUCUCAGUGGAGCUUCUUCAGGUGGUUCCGUCUCGUGCUGCUUUCGUUUGUCCUGACGUUGGAUCAUCUGUAGCGAUGAGUGGAGUUCCUCAGGAUCUCUGGUGCGUGGAUUAGAGCUGGUUUUCCUCUCUGUGGCGGCGGAUGUGACGAGCAGCAUCACGGGAACUCCCAGAAAUGUCGAAUAAAACUUCUCAGCUUGAGCGGGAGCUGGACCUCUGAAGCCAAAAGAGACAAGGCAGAUGAAAAAAGGAGGAGGGAGAAAUAAAAAGUGACAAAUAAGAAGAGGACAAAGUGUGUGAUAGAGAGAGAGGAAGGACCAGGGUGAGAUUUUAAGUGAAGGUUGGUGAUGGGCAACUGCACCAAUCCAUCCAUGAAAGAUAAAAUGAAGAAGGACCGAGAGCUGAGACCAGAGGAGAUUGAUGAGCUGCGUGAGGCGUUUGAGGAGUACGACAAGAACAAAAAGGGCUACAUCAGUCACAAGGACCUGGGCGAGUGCAUGAGGGCCAUGGGAUUCAUGCCCACAGAGAUGGAGCUCAUCGAGCUGAGCCAGAUGAUCAGUGGGGCUAAAGUGGACUUUGAAGACUUUGUGGAGCUGAUGGGACCUAAGAUGCUGGCAGAGACGGCAGACAUGAUUGGAGUCAAGGAACUGCGAGACGCAUUCAGAGAGUUCGACUCCAACGGUGACGGCCAGAUCAGUCUAUUGGAGCUGCGCGAGGCCAUGAAGAAGCUGAUGGGAGAACAGGUGACCAACCGGGAGAUCAACGAGAUCCUCCAAGAUGUCGACCUCAACGGAGACGGUCUGGUGGACUUUGAGGAGUUUGUGCGAAUGAUGUCCCGCUGACCGGCUCAGCUGCUCACACGUCCGACAGAGACACAAACAUUAUGCAACAGCUGGAGGUCGAGAACACACACGACGCGUGCACAUUCUUCAUCUGCUCUUAAGAGUCUUGCAUCUAAAACUAUAUUUUUAUAUGGAAUAAAGUAAAUUAGUAUUAAAAUAACCUCUCCAAGUCUGAAGUGCAACACAAACAUGAAGCGUUAUAGCAGCUGUGACACAUAUCAGGAGCUUCAUAGACAACGUUGAUGACUUUGUGCUUUUAGAUGCAUUUUCUACUCAUCUGUU
Pleuronectes platessa (European plaice) is the source of this 1167-nucleotide messenger RNA. It is a transcript of the gene cabp2b, whose product is annotated as calcium binding protein 2b. The coding region runs from base 391 to 885 and encodes 164 amino acids. The transcript is spliced from 6 exons. The record is from RefSeq and is a predicted model, not a curated record. Lineage: Eukaryota; Metazoa; Chordata; Actinopteri; Pleuronectiformes; Pleuronectidae. Gene Ontology annotation, molecular function: calcium ion binding.